UUGGUGCGGUUCGUAGAUUUACACUUUGUCACGCGCUUGGUACGCCUUUUUUGGUGGGUCCGCCGAAUAGAGCAGCCAGUUGAAGAUAUCUUCCUUCCCUCGCACCACCACCACCACCCGGCUGUGUUCUGUGGAGGGUGACACUUGAGACGUGUUUUCGAAACAAAUGCGAUCGAAAAGUUGAGUGGUUUGCUGGGAAAACCACCUGCUCGAAGGUACAAGUCGGGAACAAAGUGUUUAGGGUGAAAGUUGUGAAAGUGUGCAAAAUUUGUGAAGUGAUGAGGUUAAUCAAAAUUAAGUGAAGUGAAAUUUCAGUAGAUUGGAUAUCUAAAUUAUUUAUUUAUUUAUUUAUUUAUUGAGUAUUACGGUCCGAUGCAGUAUUGUCACCACCGCAUGUGGUGACUGUGAAUUAUAUUCACGCAGAAAAAACAAUUAACAAAAUUAACUAGGCAUUUCCUCCUAGUUAUUUGCCAUAUCCCGGGCAUGCUCGGUUAGGAUAUCUAAAUUGAUGUGCAAAAAAGUGAAUACGAAGCGUGUGUGCGUGUGUUAGUGCGUGAAGUGUUUAAAGUAAAAAUAAAUUGUUAACCAAAAAGAUCGUAAAACGCAUUGUGCCGUGAAAGUGAUCCACUUGUAAGCACCAGUAUUUGAGUCUCUUCGCGGAAAUUAUUAAGACGGCUGUUCAUCAUUAAAAUUAAUGCCCGCAAACUAAACGAGCCGGCACCGCUGGGGCAUCGGGUUCAAUUCCCAACCGGAUCAUCACGUACCAUUACGGAAACCGUCACGUUUCGUGCCGUGUGGAUGGGUUUAAAUUCUUUAUCGAUGAACCGCGCAUCACAUCACCAUUAGCAACAUCAUCAGCUUAAGACUGCAAUUGGUCUUCAAUUGAAUCCAAAGCCUCGGACACUGUUGAAAGUAUCCCAACCGCACGAGGAGAUGAUCACGUGUAGCCAUCCUCAUAACUAGAAAACCCUCUUGCACACAAACACUCUCACACACGGCGCCACUCACAACCACACCCAUACACCCAUACCAAGCCAAAUGAAACCCCGAUCCGAUGAGCCAAGCUCAUCAGCAUGUCUGUCCCCAAUGUCCAACGGCACCACACGAUCGCGAACCUUACGCCACAAAACUGCUCACCGAUGGCAGCACUACUGCAUUCGCGGAUCGUCCAGUGCCACCCUAAUGCUGGCAGCAUUGUCAACACUCGCCAUGCUCACGGUCACACUUGCGACAACCAAAUCCGGCAGCGCUUCCAACCCGGCCGUACUGAUCUCGCCCAACCACGACGAACCGACGGCACUGGCACUGGCCGCCGCAGCCGCCGCCGGCCAGAAACAAUCGCAGCAAACGUACUACAGCAGCAACCGAGGUGGCAGCAAUCCACCGCGGCAACAGUGCGCCCUAUCCGAGCACACCUGCACCAAUGGGCGAUGCAUUCCGUGGGACAAGUACUGCAAUAAUGUAAAUGACUGCGGCGAUGGCAGUGACGAACCACGCUUCUGCACCCGAUGCAACCGUACGUACUACGGCAACAUUGGACUGACGUACAAUCUGGAGCUGCACCGACCGAAGGAGGACCGGAUACCGUACGUGUGCAUCCUGACGUUCACAGCCGCCGGUGGCAGCUACGGUGACAUCGUGCAGGUGACGCUCGACAGUUUCACCCUCGGACGGUUCGUGUCGUACACGGAAAAUGGCUGCCCGGACGGUUAUCUGCAGGUGUCGGAAGCGAAACGUGCCAAUGUCGGUGGCAUGUGGUGCGGUACGACCUGGGGCCCGGCCAUCUUCUACAGCGAAACCGAUUCCCUCGUCAUGACGAUUAAACUGUUCAAACUUUCGCGUGACCAAAGCGGCUACAACUUCGACUUCCGGAUACAGUACAAAAUGCUGUCCCGUGCCAGUGCGGUCGUGCGGUACGGUGGACAACGGCACGAGUACAUCCCACCGUGGACGAAUGUCACGUACAUCCCGAACUACCCGCUGAUCGAGGACUUUACCAACUCGACCGCACACUCGGAGCACCAGACGUACCAGGAGACGACCGGGUUAGGUGUCGGGUCCGGCCAACAGCGCAACCGGAUGAUAUCGCUCGGUGCUAACGAUCUACCCUUCCCGACGACCUACGACAAUAUGACGCGCGGCAACAUCGGACUGCAACGGGGUGGGCCCUCCUCCUCGUUGGGCGGUGGUUCAAUGUUUGGGCGCCUGAAUGGGUCGGCCGACUCAUGGAUGCCGCUCGGGCCAGGUGUACCAACUCGCAAGCAGCUGAACUACACCGAACCGCAGUACUACUUAGGCGACCUAAUGCAGGGAACGUUUUGCUCGCGAAUAUUCACCAACUGCGACAAGAAGGUGUGUCGAUUGCAGUCGCCCAACUUUCCCGGCAUUUACCCACGGAAUCUGACGUGCUACUUCGCCGUUAGGCAGCACGACGUCCCACCAGGUAAGCAUGCGUUCAUCGUCAUCAGUCAACCGAAGGGCAACCUCGUCUGGAUAUCGACCGAAGCAUCGGCCAGUGCCGCUUCCAACGCUGCCCGGGGAGGAGACGAAAAGGAAAAGCACAAACCUCGACUCCAGACCUGGAACGAAUGUGACAGUGUGCAGGACAGCACGAAUCCGAAGUGGAAAUCUACGGACUACAUUACGGUGUACGAUGGGUAUACAACACGCGACCCCAUCAUACUGAAGAUAUGCGGCGGUGGUCAAGCAAUACCGCAGGCCAUUUCGAGCGGUCCGGAGCUGUUGGUCGAAUUCACCACCUCGCCCUACGGUACCUUCAACACACCGCAAACCAGUGGACAUUCGCUGCACGGGUUUCAGCUUGAGGUCUCGGUACGCUUCGUGGACAUCCAGACACCGACGUACGCGAAAAGCAAGCGUAUCUGCGAGUUUUGGCUUCGAGGGACUGGGCACGGUGUGCUGCAGAAUCCGUUGCAUUCGCUUGCUCCCAACACGACCUGCCUCUAUCAUCUGCAAGGUACCGAAGCACGUGCACUGGACGCAAUUAACAUUCCACGCCGUUCGGGUGCACUUUCCACCUCGCCGACACGCUUCAAGGUGUGGAUAUCGGUGAUGAAGUUCGAGCUAGCGCCCGAGUUCGGUGCCACCGAGGAACAGCUGCUACAGUACCAAAGGACGGAGGACUGCAGUGGUAUGCUGAGGAUAUGGGACGGACCUCUGCGAGAGGUACCGAUCUGUAAGGAUAUCGAUUGUCUCACCACCGACAAGGACGGAACCCAACGGAGCAGCAUACGGUUCGGUGCCAACACGACCAACAUUAUCGCCCGGUACUGUCGCGGAUCCGUACCAAGAUCGUGCGAUCACGGCAUACUCAAUAUGACCAGCUCGCGCCCCUGCACCCUGUCGGAGAGUUACGUCUCGAGCAGUGACUUUGUGACACUCGAGCUGAAAACGUCCGAUUCGACCGUGCUUCGUCCGCUGCAGUUUGCACUGCGCUAUGAGUUCGUCGAUCUCCUCCAGGACGGUACAGCUAUCGGUGGUGAGCACGAGUGCAAUCGACGGUUCGCCAGCAGUCAGAUGGAACGCAAAGGGCCACAUCCCGUCCGCAGUGUGCGCAACAUAUUCCUGUUCGGACGUGGUGGAGCGAAACACUUGCACUGCAUCUAUCGCUUCGAGGCUCAGCGUGGAGAACGCGUCCGGAUCGAAAUCAAUCGUGCCAUGACCGGCAAUCGGACCUGUGACUCACGCGUCGAUCCGGACACGGGUCGGUCGUACUGUUUCGGCGAUAGUACAGCACGGGUCGAGAUCUUCGAACGUCCCUGGCACGAGUCGAUCCUCUUUCCCCGGGGCUGCAUCUGCAAUUCGACCAACAACUCCUACCUGCCGAUCGUGUUCACAUCGACCGGCCGGGAGGUGGAGAUCCACUUCAGUGCAGCCAACAUGACCAACGGGGACGAUCCGGAUUCGCUCAGCUUUGAGGCCUCGUACGAGUUCGUGAAGGGGCCAAUGAUGUGUAAGGAUGUGCGUCGGAAGAACGCCAUUACCGGUGUUGUUAGUCUGUCCUCGGGUGAUAUUGAAUGUCGCAAUCGUCCCUGGCUGAUAGAACCAUCGUACGAUCGGUAUCUCUACAUACGGCUAAAAGGACUGUUCCUGCGUAAAUUCAACCCAGCGACACCGCUGGCAUACAACGCUAGCUUCAGUGCCGUGACACCGAUCCGCUGUUACACUAAGUCCCGUGUGAUCAUCACCAAUGGGGAAGGCAUCUCGGUAACGGCCUGUCCUCUGCCCGAAGAGACCAAGCAUCGGCACGUGGUGGAGGUGUUCAGUGCCGGGUGGGGUCGUAAGCACCCGUUCUUCGGCGCAGAAGCCUCGCGGGUCGUUUCGGUGGAGUUUCUCAAUCCGGACGAAGGGGGCCAUUAUGCGUUCAGCUGGCUGGAGCUAACGAAGCGAUCUUCGGCAAGCUAUGCUUUGGUGCAGGAAGAGUGUCCCUAUCUUUGUCCGGAUUUGAACGCUUGCGUGAAUGCUUCCAUCUGGUGCGAUGGCAUUGAACAGUGUCCGUCGGGUGAGGAUGAAGCGUUCACCCACUGUUCGGCACUGUUACGCCUCCCGGCCGAAAUACUGGCUGGACUGAGCGUUCUGCUGCUGGUGCUAUGCUGCGGACUGUUCGGAUAUCUAUACAGAAAAAUCAAACGAAACUGCCGGCGCACGAGCGUCCUGCAGACGCGGCUCAAAUCGCUCAGCUCGAUGGAUACGGCCGUGUUCGAGGACAAGGAGGUGAUUUGCUGACAAAACGACAAUUCUGUACGGUACGUUGAGAUCGAUCGCGUCACCACGGUCUGACCGCGUCAUCGAGCGAACGCCACCAGAUGCCGUACAGAAUUGUCUUCCCGCGCAACCAAACCAAACCGACGACAUGCCAAACGCACGCCCGGCCACGGGCGACAACAGUGAGCAGCAGCAGCAGCAGCAGCAGGAAAAUGAUGGACUGAGCAAUACUAGCAGCAACGUAUCGUGUACUUCUUUUCUACUCUCGGCACUCAUCACCACCACCACCACCACUACUACUUCGUCGUUGUUGUGGAGUAGACGGGCAUUGCUAGGGCGAAUGUCACUACACUACUACACGCUGCUAGCGGCGAGUGCGCAGAGCAACUACUAACUAACUAACUUUACUACUCGUAGCGGACUGUAGCUGACCGUAGUGGUGUAACUAAUCAUUAGCUACCUAGGAACAAAUAAACGGGGCGCGCAACCGGAUGCGUCCCAUCUGUUAGUCAUUCUAAUUCUACAAUUUUACUAGACCAGAGUAGUUUGUGCGAGGAGCAGUAGGAGACGGUCACAAAAGGCACCAGGAGAAUCGUUAAUCAAAAGCAAAAAAAAAAACAAAGCUUUCCCUGAUGUCUGAGGUAAAGGAGCAAAACCACCAGGGAGUCUGACGUGCAGGACGGACCUCCGGACAGGUGGCUGAGGUCAACAAAACACUACUAUGUACUACGUUUUAGUAUUACUUCUAGUAAACGAUACAAAUCAAACAAACCAAUUAUUACGUUUAUAAUUGAUAGCUGAAGUGUUCGAUGGGUGUGCGCGCGAUGGUGGUGGGGCGACCAGUGGACUUCACAGCUACGGCUACCUUGGAAAACGAGUGAAAUCAAAAACGGUUGACAGAUUCUUACUAAGCUCCCUCCACACCACAGGAUUAGGUUACACAGUGAACGCUACCGAUUCCCACUCCUCACAAAUUCUUUCCUCAGCAAUCCCUUCUCUUCUCCUGCUGAUAGAUCACUAUCCGCAACCUCUUACCGACAACUACAAUCCGCAGUGUUUGCCGAGCUUUUAAUAAGGGAGUUAUUGAGUGGCCACCAGGUUGAUGCCUCAAUUCUAUGGAGGAUCUAGCGAACGCGAACGAGUAUUAUUAGCGUGGCAGGGAGGGUAAUAGGAUUUAUUAGCAAAAUCGUUACACAACAGCGCAGCAAUGCGACGGUUACAAUUUAAAAUGGGGCCGUUAUUAGACGGCCCCCAAAGAAGAUAUGGACUUGUUCACUAAUUAAUUGAAAUCGAAUUGAAUUAUAUCUAAUCAGAAUGGGCGGGUAAGCGUGCAAGCGUGCAAAGGGUUCAUUAAAAUGGAAAGCAAAUUAUUAAAAUCGAUUAAAUCAACACAAAACUUAAACGAGCAAACAAAAUGAUAUUAUAAAGAUCACGAACACGGUGGAAGAGUUUUAAAACUUACAUUAUAAACGAAUAUAGAAUAAUAACAACAAGCAAGUCGCUGUCGUAAAAACUAAUGAACGAACAAGCGAGUACUGUAAAUGAAGCGAUAGGUAAAAGAAGGAAAACUAUCUUAGCGCAACAGCGAUGUUUCAUCCAUUAAUAGGUCUGUUUGGACGGUUCGGAUUCAAAUUGUUAGUCCCCACCUUCUGGGGCGAAGAACGAGUUACGUAGCUGACUAGUUUAUUAAUGAUGAUAGAGAGAUAAAGAGAGAGAAGGAGAGAGAGAGGGCGACCGUCAACUUGACGGCUUGAAGAAACUUUAACCUGUAGAACACACUUUUCUUUCUCGACUCCCGCUCCAACGAGCGACCCCACUACCGGCCAUCAUGUUUGGCCGUUGUGGAGCGGAUUUUUUCAAAACUUUAAAAUAAAACGGACCAAAAAGAAAACCUUACGCCAGGUAUAGAUUGGGCUUACUCUAGCGCCCGACGGGUCGCGAUCGUGCAGAUGGAACUGUACGCAAGCAGUUCGGAUAGAUCAAGUGAUAGAGAAGAGGACCUGCUCUUGUGUUUUUGUUCCUGACAAAAUGGCAGCAGCGUGAUUUAACGUUUUUCGUUUUGCGGGUUAGUUUAGUCAUCCUACUCAUCAUCCGCAUCCGGGGCCCGACUAGCCCGAAAGGUCCCCAGCAGUCGUGAUUGUGAGUCAAUUUCCAACCGUGGCAGCUUGCGUGUUUUCAUUGCCCGUGUUCAAACUACGUGUUAAGGGAGUGUUUAGAAUCGGUUUAAAAAAUACACGUUAAAAACUGCCAACUCUUUAGAGCCCCCAUUCACACGACUCCACUGCGAGCACACGCGGAAACCGAAUCCAAAUUAACCCCUCUAAACUGCCAAACCUUCGUACGAUCUUUGGGACUGACGCCUGAAGAGUUAUCUACAUCGUAGCGUCGUUGAUGUCCGGAAGAGUAUCGGUCCGGGCUCUAUUGGAGUCGUCGUUCGGUUACAGUUAACGAUGCUAACCACCUGUACUGUCACCUUUACGAAAGGAACCCAGAAUACUCAUACAAACUCAUGGUGACGAAUGUCGACAUUUACGAGGUUUUGAAUCGCAUUGAUGGAGCUUAUCAAUCACUGGGUUGAAUACUGCAGGAUUGAAUCAAAUGCUCGACAGAAACUCCACACCGGAUUGUGAAGUUCCACAGCUCGUGUUGCAAAUGCUCUAUCCUGUUGAAAUAUUCCACUGAUUGUUUGAAAAGUUCCAUUACACGAUUCAAAACGCCUGUGACUCGACGAAAACCAAAAACUGCCAAAGCUGUUGAGUAAAGGAACCAAAUUAUCAAUCCUUUUUUUUCAAGUUAAGGAGACUUUUCGGUUUUCGAAUAUCGUUCGCUUUAAUAAGAUAAGUAAACACGCGCUGCACAUAAGAACACGUGACGUGAAAAAGGGACAAAAGCAAACAAGCUACUUGAAGGUUAGUAAAACAAUUAAAUUAAUGUUAAUAGCUCUGAUUCAACUCUGCGAUGGAGUGCUCUCAGAGAGUCCUUUUUUCCCAAAACUCAGAUUAUAAAAGAAAUUGUAAAACACACUACACACAGACACCUGUUAGAGAAUGCAAAGAGGGCAGACGAAAGGAUUAAAACACUUGUUAAAUCUGAUGCAAGAAUAGACAAACCCAACUCCAAAAGUUAUCAGUCGCGUUACUACAGAAAAAAAAACCCUCAUUUGCUGAGUUUAAUAGCUAACUUUGCCACUUUCUUUGCGACACGCACACAUCACGAUGUAAAUAGAUAUGGCAGAUGUGAUCGGUUCGAAGUUGGCGAGAUGUUUGAAGCCGCUACGUGAUCAGGAAAGUCCUUCUCUGCUCCACACCAGUAUCGAAUUCCUUCAGCACUGUCCGAAAGCUGAGCGCCGAACAUGAGGUAGGGAGCAAUAGAAAUUUACUCUCUCCUUUCUUACCAAAAAAUUUGCCAAACAAGUAGAUGGGAAUGCAGCAACAACAAAAAAAAAACAGAAAAACAAUUCCUCCCAACAUUCCAUAGCAAUAGAAACCGGGGUUUUCUCUACCACAAAACAAAUGUUGUAAAAUAAUAAGAAUUUAAAUUUACUAAACCAAAAACUCACACAAACUCUUUUGCAGCAGAUAAGCAAAACGACAGUUACAGAGUAAAAGCAGAAGAUAAAGAAGAAAUCGCUUGUUACGAAAAGGCUCCGAAUAAAAGAAAAACCCAAAAGCUAGAAGAUAGAAAUGGAAAGCAAAGCAAAAAACAAACAUGAAAAAUGACUCACAAACAGAUAUAAAAAACCAGUUGCCCACACAACUCUCCAUUCUGAUUCUGACCUCUCGAAAAAUGGAGGCGAUAUAAACAAAAAUAAGCAAGACGAAUCCAAGACUUCAUGACAAUAAAAAGGGUAGCGGGACACGGAGUGAAGCGAGCGUGUGUGAGACGGAGCAGGCUAGCUGGGACAGCGGAAAAAUUGUUGAAAAUUGUGGGAAGCAGCAGUGGGCGUGUAAGUGCAAUAGAAAAAAAAACUGCAAGAAAUAUGUAGAUUUGUAAGGUCGGAAAGUUAAAAGUCAGAAUAGAAAACCAAACCAAACAGUAACCGAAAACAGUGAAGCAGAAGAGCAAACCACUGAUCGACAUACAGACAAAAGGAGACAUGUCAAAUGCAACUACGAACGUUCCUUUCAAUUUUUGUUCAGGUUUUUUAGUGCAUACUACCUCUCGUAUAGUGGAUAGGAUGGAAAAGACAUUAAAUUACAAAAAAAAAAACCUUUCAAACUACCAAUCCGAAUAACCCGGCGCAACAGCAUACUGAAGAGAGAACAGAGAAGAAAAAACAAAAGAACUCGGGAUGGCAAAAAAGGAUGUAGUAAAAUAUGGUUUUGUUCCGCUUGGUUUCGUUAGUUUGUUAAUUUUGCAUACAGUGCAGGAAGAAAAAUUUAAAGACACAUGGAAUUUAAGAUAAUCUCUCAAAAUGAUAUAAUGUUUAGCAAAAAAAUGAAGAAAAGAAUGUCGGUCACAAUAGAAGAAAGGAAGCGAUAACAAAUUUAAGACAAAAAAACCUGUUUCCAUACACAACAUAAAACAGACAAAACACACACACACACACACACGAAACAGUUGAAAAGCAAAAUUAUUGAAAUGCAUAAUUAAAAGAAAAAUUCUAGAACAAUUUGAUGGGUGGCCGUUGUUUGCAUGGUCACGCUGGUAGCUGUCGGUGCGGAAAAGCGCUAGCCAAGUGAUCCUAGGUAUUCAUAAAUGGAGCGACUGUAGAAACUUGUUUAGAAAGUGCAGAAAACCAAAAGAAAUUUAAACAGUUGUAAGAAAGAAAGUAAAAAAAAAACCAAAUCUUUACUCCGCUAACAAUUAGCAAUUUCAAUGAAAUUUAAAAGUGACACAAAAGAACAACAAAACACAAACCAGAGAUCAUGAAACAUGAAACAUUGUGAGAGAGAGAGAGAGAGAAAAUGAACAAAAGAGAGGAAAAAAAGAACAUAAGAAAUAAAACCACUCAACCAUAUCAUUGAAUUUCAACAGAAUUGGUAA
Messenger RNA from Anopheles stephensi (Asian malaria mosquito), 9711 nucleotides. RefSeq lists its product as uncharacterized. Gene Ontology annotation, molecular function: protein binding. Gene Ontology annotation, cellular component: plasma membrane. The transcript is spliced from 18 exons. NCBI's taxonomy places the organism in Eukaryota, Metazoa, Arthropoda, Insecta, Diptera, Culicidae. The record is from RefSeq and is a predicted model, not a curated record. The coding region runs from base 1039 to 4746 and encodes 1235 amino acids.